Messenger RNA from Fraxinus pennsylvanica, 345 nucleotides. The record is from the annotation of a GenBank genome assembly. NCBI's taxonomy places the organism in Eukaryota, Viridiplantae, Streptophyta, Magnoliopsida, Lamiales, Oleaceae.
AUGCUCCCCAAGCUCCGGCCCGUGGUAUUAAACUUGACGGACUUUGGUGGAGUGGGGGACGGAAUCACUCUCAACACGGCCGCGUUCGAGAGUGCCAUGCUGGCAAUUUCGAAGCUGCGGAAAAAGGGUGGUGGGCAGCUCAAUGUGCCGCCUGGUGAUUGGCUCACGGCCCCCUUUAAUCUUACUAGCCAUAUGACUUUGUUCCUUGCUGAGGGUGCUGUUAUUCUUGGUAUUGAUGAAGCAUCUGUGCUUGAUAUGAGUAAUUUAGCCAAACCCAAGAAGGAAUUCUAUUGUUCGCCGAUUACCAUCCAAUGCUUAAGAUCAAAUAGAUGGUUCAGCGGAUAA